This is a messenger RNA of Ochlerotatus camptorhynchus, 645 nucleotides long. RefSeq lists its product as uncharacterized. Bases 1 to 645 code for a protein of 214 amino acids. The transcript has a single exon. Lineage: Eukaryota; Metazoa; Arthropoda; Insecta; Diptera; Culicidae. The record is from RefSeq and is a predicted model, not a curated record.
AUGGGUACUAAACGUGAGAACACCUUGGUAGUAGACUUUAGUGUGUUGCCGAAGCGACCAGAUGCAUCUGCCGUACAGAAAUUCAUGUACGGUGAGUUGAAACUGGACAUAGCGGACGCCUUAAACAUCCAGUUUCACAAUGUUAGAAACUGUGCCUACGUCGAGAUGGUAGAUGCAGCAACAGCCAAGCGCUACUUUGCAUCACACCAUCUACAACACACUAUGCAGUGCGAGAAAAAAGAUUACAAAAUUCCCGUGUUCGUCGAAGACGAAGCCGUUAACGUGAGAAUCCAUGAUCUCCCUCCGAAAACACCUAACAAGGUGAUUAAAGAAAGUAUGCGACCAUACGGUACUAUUCUUUCCAUCAGCAUAGAAAUGUGGAAGAACUAUUUUCCCGGCAUCUACAAUGGAGUACGUGUAGUACGGAUGAAGCUCAAACAACUCAUCUCUUCCUAUCUGACGAUCGACGGUGAGACAACAUUGAUUACAUAUCGCAAUCAAGCAAAAACCUGUAGGAUCUGUGGACAAAAGGCUCAUCCCCGACAAAAGUGUAAUAGCUCUACAUCACGCAUUACUGUCAAUGACCCUACAGACGCAGAAAAGGUUACAAACGAUGAAAACAGCGAACAAACAUUACCCAAGUAA